Molecule: messenger RNA, 4818 nt
Organism: Microplitis demolitor
Lineage: Eukaryota; Metazoa; Arthropoda; Insecta; Hymenoptera; Braconidae
Exons: 19
Biological process (GO): peptide catabolic process; proteolysis
Cellular component (GO): cytoplasm
Molecular function (GO): zinc ion binding; peptide binding; metalloaminopeptidase activity
Source: RefSeq, a predicted model, not a curated record
AUUGGAAUUUAUAAGCUAUACUUAUACUUCAAUGGUCACAUUCGUGACGAUCUUUUUGGUUUUUAUAAAAGUAAAUACAAAGUUGGAAAUGAAACAAGGUGGAUGGCAGUUACACAAUUUUCACAGACUUUUGCUCGUCGAGCUUUUCCAUGCUUCGAUGAGCCAUAUAUGAAAGCUACUUUCAAGCUUCAUUUCGGACAUUAUCGUAAUCAAAUAAUUACAUCAAAUACAGUACCAGAUAAAAUAACUCCAACGAAUUCAUCAAAUUAUAUUAUAACAUCAAUGAAAAAAACUCCGAAAAUGUCGACAUACUUAGUUGGAUGGUCUAUUCACGAUUUUAAUUAUCAACAAUUAGUGAACUCAAGUAAAUUUAGUCUGUGGGCAAGAAAAAUGAUGACAGGAAAAGGUUCACUUGCAUUACAAGAAGGCAGAUUAAUUUAUUCAGCUUUAGAGUCAUAUUUCAACAUAGAAAAUCCCAUUAAAAAAAUUGACCACAUAGCAAUUAGUGAUUUCCAUUUCAGUGCAAUGGAAAAUUGGGGAAUGAUAACAUUCCGAGAAUCGGCACUUCUGUUUGAUAAAAAAACUACACCAACUGAUGUUAUACAUGCAGGAUUAAAUACAAUGGGUCAUGAAUAUGCUCACACUUGGUUUGGUAAUCUUGUAACUCCAGAGUUUUGGAAUGUAGUAUGGCUGAAAGAAGGGUUUGCAACUUACUUUUCUUAUGUUGCACGUUCAAUUAUUAAUCCGGAUUAUCAAAUGAUGGACUUAUUUGUCAUUUAUAACUUGCGUUCAGCACUUCUGAGUGAUUCCAUAGCACACAAUCGAACUAUGAAUGGUAGAGGUAAUGGAGAAGCUGAUACUAUUAUGGGUUAUGCCGACUUCAAUGCGUAUCAAAAAGGUUCAUCGAUUGUUAGAAUGAUCAAUCAUUUAAUGGGAUCUAUAGCAUUUACAGAAGCAAUAGAAUCAUUCUUGAAAGCCAAUUUAUACGGUUACGUAACGCCUGAAAUACUUUAUAAACAUCUUCAAAAUUACACAAAGACACAAGGGGAAUUAAUAGAAAAUAUUAACAUACGUGAAGUUAUUGAAACUUACGCGAAUCAACCUGGCUAUCCACUUAUUAGUAUUAAAAGAAACUAUUCAUCUGGUUUAGUAGAGAUUUCCCAAGAGCGUUUCGACCUAAAUUCAAACUGGACCAGUACAAAGCCACCACAAUGGUGGGUGCCUUUGAGCUUUGCAUCAAAAUCACAAACAAAUUCAACAAUCUCAUCAACAUUUGGUUCCAUCUGGUUGGCUCCUAAAGAUAAGGACAUAGUAAAGAUUGAUAGUGAUCCUCAAGACUGGAUUAUUUGUGAUAUCGACAAGGUUGGGUAUUAUCGUGUAAACUAUGACUCGCGUAACUGGUACAUGUUGAUAGAACAUCUGCGUACCGAUGAAUUUCAUACGAUUAAACCAAUAUCUCGAGCUACACUUAUUGACGACGCUUUCAAUCUCGCGGAAGGGGGUUAUAUUCCCUUCGAUAUAUUUUUUAAUCUUAUUGAUUAUCUCAGCAAAGAAACUGAAUACGAGCCUUGGUUUACUUCACUAGAGGCCUUUAAUUUUCUCAAUCAGAUCUUCAAAGACUUACCAGUUCUCCGUACUGCAAUUCAAAGCUACGUCAGACGGCUUUUAAAAACAAUCUAUGAGUCUUUUUCAUUUGAUAAAGUUGAGGAUCAAUUGAGGAUUAAACUUCUACGUAAAUUAAUCUUGUCUACUGCGUGUGAAAUGAAUUACCCAGACUGUUUACAAAAUUCAAUUUUAAAUUUUAAUAAAUGGAUAAAUAAUUCUUCAUGGAUUGUUGAGCCAGAUUUAAAGAGCUUUGUUUACUGUAAUGGAAUUCGAUUUGGAAGUGCUAAAGACUGGGAAAAAGUUUUUAGUAGAUUUAUUGAAGCCGAUUUGCAUACUGAAAAGGAAUUAUUGAUGAAAGGUCUUGGUUGUACUAAUAAUGUUACAUCAAUUAACAAAUUUUUAAAUUAUGCAACAUCUGUUGAUGGAUUAGAGUUGCCAAAGCAUGAAAAUGAUUGCAGAAAGAAAUGUGUUUACAGCGGUCAAGUGAAUAUAACAAUGAAAUUUAUCGGUAGAGCUGAUGUUUUUACGAUUCACACUGAUUCUAAAAUGAUAAUUUAUAAAGAUCAAACACGAAUGGUUCGCGUCUAUCCUAAUCAGACCGAAAAACCAAUAGAUAUAGUAGAUUACAUCAUUACAAGUGGAGACGUAUCAACGAUUAUCGAAAUACAUAUGGAUGAGUUCUUUACUGUGAUAUCAAACUCCCGUUAUGUACUCAUGCUUUAUUUUUCUCGAACAUUUGAUGAUCAUCAAGGAAUUGAUUAUCUCGACGAUAAGAUGAACGACAGAAUCCUAUUUGUGACCAUCUUAAUACCAAAUCAUGCGCAUCGCCUCUUUCCUUGCUUGACUGAGGUGAAACAUACAUCAACAUUCGAUUUAACAAUAAUUCAUCCGAAAGAUUAUAAAUUAAUUGCGGGAACAACAUUGGAGUCAAUUUCUAAGAUAGGUUCCAUGUCAAUAUCAAAAUUUGAACGAACUCCUCACAUUCAAGCUCAUCACUUAUUUUUUGCAAUAUGGACUUAUGAGCCUCGUCAACUUGAAUUUAUGACUGUUUGGCGCCCACCACAAAUGAAUCCUGAUCUUCUUAAUACACUAACUAAAUACAGCCUUAAAAGUAAUAAAUGGAUGAUGAACGUCACGGAUACAUUUUAUUCAGUUGACCCAAUGAAUGUCGUUCCAUUUCCUAGUUCACGUAUUGCAGACAUUUACGUCACACUUGGUGUUUCUUUAUUUAGAGAAUCUCAAGUUUUAUUCGAUGAAGAAGAAUCUACAACAACUGACAGAUUAGAAAUUUUAAUGGAUAUCACGCGUGCUGCGGCACGGCACGUUAUUGGAAUAAUGAUUUUUCCGAAAUUAUGGGCACAUAUUUGGUUAUAUAAUGGUGUUGCUGAUUAUAUUUCGAGUUUUAUAUUUGAUGAAAUAGAACCAUCAUUUCGAAUUCAUGAUAUAUCAUUGGCGAGAACACUUUUGUGGACACGUAUUGAACGUGAUAUACGGCCAUCAACAACACUACCGUAUUAUUUUUUUGAUACAUGGCAUGAUAAAAUGUAUUUUCGUAAAGAUGAAUAUCAAACUUAUCAAACUGAAGCAAUUAUUGCCAUGGUUCAUCAAUACUAUGAUUUUAAAGAUAUCGGGAAUUUGAUAAAACAGUUUUUAUUACGUGGAACGAAUAAACCGUAUGGUCCUUCACCAAACGAUUUCGUCAAGAACUUAGAAGAUAAAAGAUUGAAAAACUUAGUGACUGAUUGGUACAAAAAUCGUGGAACACCAAUUUUACAUGUCAAUUUGGAUGAAAAUGAAGAAUUGGCUGAAUUAACGCAGGAACGUUAUAGUUUAAUUGAAUCACCAGAAGAUAAACAAUGUAACUGGACGAUAUUAAUUCGUUGUAAAUUUCCUGUACCAACUAAUAAUUCUCACUAUAAUAUAUGGAUGUACUCAAACCAAAACGAUAACUUGGUAAAUGCUACUGAAAUACAACAGUGUUUACUUGACAGUCAUUCUAUGGCUGCUUAUCGAGUAAACUAUCCUGAAUCAUGGUGGUCUGAUAUCAUAAAUAUUUUGAAAACCAAUACAAAAGCGAUUGGUGAAAUGCAAAGAAUGAGAAUCAUAGAUGACGUUUUUGAACUUUCAUUAGCUGGAUAUAUUCAUGUUGAUUUUUUAUUCAGUCUCAUUGAAUAUUUAGAAGUCGAAGAUGAUUACUUUCCUUGGCUUGCUGGUGGAAAAAUUCUGAUGAAACUUAGGAAAUUUUUAGGCACUUCCUAUGCUUUGUAUCACAAACCAUAUUUUGAUAAACUUGUAAAAAAGUUAGUGAAUAAUGUAUACAAUAAAUUAUCGUUUAAUCCAAACCCGAUGGAGAAAUAUUAUGAACGCUUACAUAGAAAAAAUGUUAUGAAUAUAGCAUGUAAUUUUGGUCAUGGACGGUGUUUACGCGAGACUUAUUUAAAGCUUAAAUGUUACCUCUACAAAUUCAUAAGAAAAGGCUGCACUCCAGGAAGCUGCUUAAAAUUGUGGAAAGAAUGUAUGGUAGACGCGGAUAUACGAGAAAUUGUUUUUUGCCAAGGUCUAAGACAUGCAACUCCAGAGGUUUGGUACAGAACUUUUCAAUUAAUCAACACAACAAAGUUAUUUCAUUCUACAAAACUUGUUAUUGCACGAGGUCUUGCUUGCACAGAAAACAUUCACAUACUUGAAAAUUACAUAUCAUUCAUGUUAGAUCAUGAAUAUCUUUUUCCAUCGGAAACGGUAUUUCCUAUUCUAUUAACAGCUGCACGAGUUAAUGAAGAACAUGCACAACUGGUUUUACAUUUUAUCACUAAAAAUCAUGUUAAACUUAUUGAGAGAAUGCAAGUAUGGCCUGACUUUCGUAAGCAAGUUACUGGUAUAACUGAUGAAAUUUAUGACAAUUACAAUCCAAGAUCAUCUAAUAUGAGUGACAAAACGGUAAGUUAUUUACUACCGGAGAACAUUAAAAAAAUUAUAGUAUCCAAUUCAAGAUUGGCAGCAAGAAUGCGUCCAAUGAUAGAGCAUUAUCUUGAAAAAAAAAUAAAAAAUAAAAAUAAAAGUUAAAAUUUAUCAGAAUAACUUAUUUUUUAUCACUUAUUGAUUAUUUACGUUGGAAAGUUAUUGAAAUAAGAUUGAAAUUUUUCAUGAAGACAAAAGAUGAAUAAUAUGUAAUCUAUUAUAAAAUAUGUUUAAUUUUUCAUGUUAUAAAAAAGC